AUGAGCAAAAGAUAUCAUGAAGAUCAUGAAAAGCAUGGUUCCUCACGCAAACAUCGGCGGGAUAGCCGCUCGCGUUCACAUGAUAAAGACAAAGAACUGCGCAUUCAAAUGAAGCCUUUGAUGCUUUCUUCAGAUAAUGAAUUAACUAGACAAAAUGAAAUAAGUUACAUCGAAGGCUCAAGUUUCACACAGAAAAGCUUCUCAUCUUCGCGUAAACAAGACACACUACUGAAUCCGGAUUCAUAUUCACGGCCGACAGGUGUCAAUUCAGGUCAUUACUCUACGAUGAUUUUGGAAAGAGCACACGAAGCGGCCAUAUUUGGUCAUUCUUCCGUUCCUUUACCUUCCAUUCUCGGUACAGAUCCAGAUGAAGGCAAAGAUAAAAUAGUUUCUUCUGUGGAUACAGUGAAGCAACUACUUCAUCAUUCGCUGGAUAAAUCUGAUCCAUCCGCAUGGGAUGCUUGGUUGGUAAAACUUGCUGAAUUUAAGACACAUCGAGUAAAUAAGAUUUCAUCUACUAUAAACACAAAUCAGAAAAAGAGAAUUAAUGGAAUUGGAUAA
Messenger RNA from Schistosoma rodhaini, 561 nucleotides. The record is from the annotation of a GenBank genome assembly. Lineage: Eukaryota; Metazoa; Platyhelminthes; Trematoda; Strigeidida; Schistosomatidae.